AUGCCCGGCGCAUUCUUUGACAGCCACACAACUGGCGUCCACCCCAACGUCUUCCGACCGCCUACCACGCCGUCAGCCUCGUCGUCCAUUCACCUCGGCAAGUCCACCGCCAGCGUUGGCCCCGAGAACGGCAGUCUUGCCGCCCACGUCAAGAGAAAGCGCGCUCGUGCCGAUACGUCGCGCGAGCAGACUCCCCUUCAAGAAUGGUCUGAUGCCAACAUCAAUGCCGAUGGCCUCACCGACAGAAACCGCACACCGGCGGCAAAGGUUGGACAUGGACAGCCCACGGAGCGCUACACCCUAGCCGGCCAGCUCGAGACGCCCGGUGGUUUCCAUGCUGCAGGUGGACAUGGUCGACUCGAGGAGAGCCUUUGUUCCGACAGCGAUUACCGAAAGGCUCUCGGCUCGAAACGACACCCGGUCGAGCUCGACUCGCCAAUGAAUGGCCAUCCCACCUUGCUUGUCAAGCCCAGCCAGCAGCCAGCAGGCGAAGGCUGGAGCCGCUUUGCGUUCAACGCCAUCGGCGGCGUCAUGGGCAAGCGCCUUGUACCUGCGUCACCGACGAAGGCUGUGACGCACGCAGAGAAGCCCAGGGACUACUUUUCACCGAGAAUUCCUCAGCCUUCGACGGGAAAUGAUGCAAACGUCCCUGGCGGCUUUCCCCAAUCUGACUACAUGCCUUACAACCCUGAAAUUCUCGAAGCUUUAACGCCCGAUUCGACACCAUCCCGACCCGCUGUCAAACGCAGGCAGGUCAGUGAGAACGACGAGCUGCGUCGCAACUGGAUCAUGGUCGAUGAAGGCUCGCCCCUCGAGCAACCGCGUACCGCCUCGAGAGCCUCACUGCGCCCGCCGUCGCGAAACUCGCGGCCCUCCAUGACGACCGGCCGCCGAAUCAGCGUGCCCGUCUCGCGUCUCAAUACUACUCCGUCCAAGGCCCGUCGGAACUCGCUCCGCAGCCCGCAUGCCGUGUCACCGGCCCGUACCGCUCGAGAACCACCCGCCAGUACUGCCAGCUGUGCCAGCGUCCGCUCUCCUCGGGCCUGUUCGCCUGGCCCGCUGUCGCCGCUUUCGCCAAGCCGGAUCCCUAUCCCCUCUCAGCAAGCUGGCCGCGGCUCCAACCCCUUCUCACGACCCUCGAGCUCGGCGGGCCACUACCGAAGCAACAGCUGCGUCACGUCGCCCAUCCGGCCGGCCCUGAGCCACCGCCGGACACAUAGUGGUGCCUCAGCUGCUUCGGCUCGUGUCCAGACGUCGCGUGAUAACGAUGACAACGUGGACGCGAGUCCCAGGCUAAGCAUGGAAGCCAAAAAGCUUGCCGCUAAGAGGCGAAAGGAGGAGCAGGACGCCGACCUGCGCAUCAACGAUUUCAACUACAGGCUGAAAGAGAUGAUCCGCCAAGGUCGGGAAGCCCUUGGAACCACAUUUGAGGUAGACGAUGAUGCAGGUGGCUGGGAGUCGGAACACUGA
Molecule: messenger RNA, 1470 nt
Organism: Verticillium alfalfae VaMs.102
Lineage: Eukaryota; Fungi; Ascomycota; Sordariomycetes; Glomerellales; Plectosphaerellaceae
Exons: 2
Coding region: 1-1470 (489 amino acids)
Source: RefSeq, a predicted model, not a curated record